Messenger RNA from Diatraea saccharalis (sugarcane borer), 3411 nucleotides. Lineage: Eukaryota; Metazoa; Arthropoda; Insecta; Lepidoptera; Crambidae. The record is from the annotation of a GenBank genome assembly.
GACUCGUAUCGUUUAUCCCUAGUCGCUACUUUUGCUCUUUGAUUUGUUUAUGGUGAAGUCAGUGGCGUCUGCUCAUCGUUUUUAUUUCGCGUCUGUAAAUUUAGUGAUAUGUUGCUGUAAAAUGUUUCUUUGCCAAAUUCAAGAAUUCUAGCCUAUGUUUUGUAUUGAUUGCAAAACAAAAGGCAUUUAGCGUUGAUCGCACACGUCUAAUAAAGACUACGACAAAGAUGGCUGAUAUAAAGGCUAUGUUCAACAAAAUGAAUAAUGUAACACAGAAUGGCACAACAGACUCUGUGCCCCCGCCUGCCAAAGGUCAAAAAGGCACGAUUGAGAAAAUAUAUCAGAAAAAGUCACAAUUGGAGCAUAUCCUGCUCAGACCCGACACAUACAUUGGGUCCGUAGAACGGGCAACAGAAACUAUGUGGAUUUAUGACAAGACAAAGGAGUGUAUGACACAAAAAGAAUUGACUUAUGUACCAGGUUUGUACAAAAUAUAUGAUGAAAUCUUAGUGAAUGCAGCUGACAACAAACAAAGGGAUCCCAAGAUGGACAUAAUUAAAAUUGACAUUAACCAGGAACAGAAUACUAUUUCAGUAUACAACAAUGGAUGUGGCAUACCUGUAGUUAUGCACAAAGAAGAGAAAAUGUAUGUUCCCACUAUGAUAUUUGGGCAUUUAUUGACAUCAUCUAACUAUAAUGAUGAAGAAGAAAAGGUGACAGGAGGUAGAAACGGUUAUGGUGCUAAAUUAUGUAACAUUUUCUCUACGAAAUUUACAGUAGAGACUGCUUCAAAGCAGUACAAGAAACAUUUCAAACAAACUUGGGGAUCUAAUAUGACAAAAGCUUCAGAACCUAAGGUUAAAGAGUCUGGUAAAGAUGAUGAUUUUACUAAAGUGACUUUCAGCCCUGACUUAGCAAAAUUUAAAAUGGAAAAAUUAGAAGACGAUAUUGUUGCUCUGAUGUCGCGCCGAGCAUAUGAUGUAGCAGCAUCUUCCCACGGCGUGAAAGUGUAUUUAAACGGCGAAAGAAUAAAAAUCAAUAAAUUCAAAGACUAUGUAGACUUAUACAUAAAAGGAAAAGAAGAUGAGAAUGGGCAACCGUUGAAAGUAGUUUAUGAGAAAGUGAGUGACCGCUGGGAGGUCGCACUUACACUAUCUAACCAUGGAUUCCAACAGGUUUCAUUUGUAAAUUCCAUAGCCACAACUAAAGGUGGGAAACACGUUGAUUCUGUUUCCGACAGUAUUGUGAAGAGUGUUCUUGAAGUGCUGAAGAAAAAAAAUAAAGGAGGAGUUAAUAUUAGACCUUUCCAAGUAAAACAUCAUAUGUGGGUUUUCAUCAAUUGCCUCAUAGUAAACCCAACCUUUGAUUCACAAACGAAAGAAAACAUGACCCUUCAAGCCAAAAGCUUCGGUUCCAAAUGUAAUCUCUCUGAAAAAUUCAUAACAUCGGUCACAAAGUCUGGUUUAGUCGAGUCUGUUUUGACUUGGGCCAAGUUUAAAGCACAGACAGAAUUAGUGAAAGCCUCUGGUAAAAAGCAAAGUAAAUUGAAGGGUAUACCUAAAUUAGAGGAUGCUAAUGAUGCUGGAACAAAGAAUGCUCAUCUGUGCACUUUAAUUCUCACUGAGGGAGACUCAGCUAAGACCUUGGCUGUUUCUGGACUUAGUGUUGUGGGCAGAGAUCACUAUGGCGUAUUUCCGUUAAAGGGUAAACCUCUAAAUGUACGUGAUGCAUCACAUAAGCAAGUUUUAGAGAAUGUAGAAAUUAAUAAUUUGAUUAAAAUCAUCGGUUUACAAUAUAAAAAGAAAUACAACUCUAUGGAUGACUUGAAGUCAUUACGUUAUGGCAAAGUUAUGAUAAUGGCUGAUCAGGAUCAAGAUGGUUCUCAUAUUAAAGGUUUAAUUAUCAAUUUCAUUCAUCAUAACUGGCCAGAGUUGUUAAAAUUGCCGUUUUUAGAAGAAUUCAUCACACCCAUAGUAAAAGCGACUAAAAAAGACAAAGAGAUUUCUUUUUACUCAUUACCCGAAUUUGAAGAAUGGAAGAGAGAUACUGAAAAUCAUCACACCUACAAUAUCAAAUACUACAAAGGUUUGGGUACUUCCACAUCAAAAGAGGCUAAGGAAUACUUCCAGAAUAUGGAAAGGCAUAGAAUUAGGUUUAAGUAUGGUGGGGCCACUGAUGACCACCACAUUGAAUUAGCUUUCUCUAAAAAGGGAGCUGACCAACGUAAAGAGUGGUUGACCAACCACAUGGAUGAAGUGAAACGAAGGAAGGAGAUUGGUCUUCCAGAAAGAUAUCUGUACACUAAAGAUACUAAAGCUGUUUCAUACUCAGAUUUCGUUAACUUGGAAUUGGUUCUUUUCUCAAAUGGUGAUAAUGUUCGAUCCAUUCCAUCCAUGGAGAUCCUCCGCCAAUUCUACGACCUUCGUCUGAAGUAUUACUCGCGCCGUAAGGACUAUUUGGAGGGACAGUUACAAGCUGAAGCGGACAUGCUGUCUAACAGAGCCAGGUUCAUAUUGGAGAAGUGUGAUAAAGGAUUAGUUGUAGAGAACAAAAAGAGAAAAGCAAUGGUGGAAGAACUCAUCAAAAGAGGAUAUGCCCCUGAUCCGAUUGCGGAGUGGAAGAAGCGAGCGAGCAAAAUGCAAGGCCUCACGGCACUGGAGGAAGAAGACCCACAGGAGUCUGAAGAGGAGCCGGAACCUCAAGAAAAAGGAAAACCUGUAGACCCUGAGAAAGCAUUCCAGCAGCUAAAAGAAGUGAGGAAGUUCAACUAUCUGCUGGGCAUGUCCAUGUGGAUGCUCACCAAGGAGAAGAAGGAUGAGUUGCUGAAGCAACGGGACCAGAAACUUGCUGAACUCGCUGCACUCAAAGAGAAGACUCCGUCAAUGUUGUGGAGGGAUGACCUGGACGCGCUUCUGAUGAAACUCGAAGAAGUCGAGGAGAAGGAACGCCAGGAAGAGUCCUCUACCAACAAGAAAUCUGCCAAAGCAUUUAAUGCAAGCAAAAAGAAUCGCAAGUCUCUCAUGGAUAUCGCACCAUCGGAUAACGGAAGACGAGUGGAGCCUAAGAUAUCCGAAGACCUUAUCAAGAGGAUUCAGGCGGCGGAGAAAGCGAAGAUCAAGAAGGAAAUCAAAAAAGAAUAUGAUCCGGAUGAUCCAACAGGAAUAAGUCCAUCCAGCGGUGAGAAGAAACCGCGUUCUCGCGUUAAGAAAGAAAAAGUUGAAAAACCUGACAAGGCAGAAAAGGAUGGAUUGAAACAGACUAAACUCACAUUCAAAAAAGAGCCUAAGAAGGUGGAGUAAAAUACCUUUUUAAUUCAAGUCAAUAUAAAAAGAGCAAUUUCACUAUUUUCAUACUAGUUACUAGAUAGCCAUGUUAAUGGUAUUGACUUCUAGAUUCUUGGCAGGCUUUGGG